This is a messenger RNA of Salvia hispanica, 1207 nucleotides long. RefSeq names its product lignin-forming anionic peroxidase-like. Gene Ontology annotation, molecular function: peroxidase activity; heme binding. Lineage: Eukaryota; Viridiplantae; Streptophyta; Magnoliopsida; Lamiales; Lamiaceae. The record is from RefSeq and is a predicted model, not a curated record. Gene Ontology annotation, biological process: response to oxidative stress; hydrogen peroxide catabolic process.
ACUAAUUUCAUAACACUACGUACUAGAUUUUCGAUAAUUGUAUAAAUUAGCUCAUCACAUCAAAUAUAUCCACUCUCUCUUCAAAAUGGUUGGUCGAUUUGUUGUUCCUAUAAUCUCUCUAGUGGUGGUGCUAAGCGGCAUCAUCUCUAGCGAAGCACAACUAUCAGCCACGUUCUACGACGCUACAUGCCCCAAUGCAUCUACAAUCAUCCGCAACUCCAUCCGCAGCGCUAUUUUGGCCGAGCGGCGGAUGGCAGCGUCCCUCAUCCGCCUCCACUUCCACGACUGCUUCGUUCAGGGAUGUGACGCUUCGAUCUUGCUAGACGAGACCUCCAUCAUCCAAAGUGAGAAGUCGGCCGGACCCAACGCUAACUCCGUUAGAGGAUACGAGGUUAUCGAGGCAGCUAAGCGCGAGGUGGAGCGUGCCUGCCCCGGCGUUGUCUCUUGCGCUGACGUGCUCACCUUAGCCGCACGCGACGCCUCUGUUGCUGUUGGUGGUCCAUCAUGGAGCGUGAAACUGGGAAGAAGGGAUUCUACGACCGCUAACCAAGCCGUGGCCAACACCGAUCUCCCGAAUCCAUUUUCGGGCCUUCAAGUUCUUAUUGACGCUUUUGACAAGAAGGGUCUUAAUGCAAGAGACAUGGUUGCUCUAUCUGGAGCGCACACAUUAGGUCAAUCCCAAUGCUUCUUGUUCCGUGGGAGGAUAUAUAGCAAUGGUACUGACAUUGAUGCCGGCUUCGCCAGCACUAGGAGGCGAGGCUGCCCCCGGACCGGCGGCGACAGCAACUUGGCGGCGUUGGAUUUGGUGACGCCGAAUUCAUUCGACAACAACUAUUUCAAGAAUUUGGUGCAGAGGAAGGGACUGCUGCAGUCGGAUCAAGUUCUCUUCUCCGGAUCAACGGCCGCCAUCGUGUCUCAGUACAGUGGAAAUCCGAAGACUUUCGCCGCCGACUUUGCGACUGCGAUGAUCAAGAUGUCGGAGAUUGAGCCAACUCUCGGACAGAAUGGAAUCAUAAGAAGGGUUUGCAGCGCCGUUAAUUGAAGAUAUCCUCUCUCUUUUCUUUUUCGCUUCGUAGUUAGCAUGCGUGCAAAUUUCGGUAUUCAAUUACUCACUAUUUUUUACCACCUAUAGUCUCACUAUUUAAUUUACCAUGUGAUUUUGUAAUUUAUGAUUGAUACACCAAUCAAUGAAUUGUUUAUUUCAGUU